AUGAACAACCAGGGAAAUUUCCUCAACGGAAGAGCUAAUAACAACAAGGGAGGAGUUGGAGCUGGAGGGGGGGCGAACUCCAAUUUGAACCCAACUUUAAAAAGCGCCCCCCCGUUUAGCAAACAAUCAAGUAGCAACUCGCCACAGUACCAUCAUCCUUAUAGCGGCAAAAAGAAUUUUCCCAAGGGGGGCGUGAACUACGGCAGCAGCGGUGGCAAUUUUCCAAGCCCCCCAAGUGGCGUACCUCCACCGAGUGGGAUUCCCCCCCCGGGUGGCAUCCCGUACAUGAACAAAAACUUCAACCCUGCCAAUGUGCCGCCCAUCCCGAGUUACCCGAACAGCAACGCUAUAAGUCCCCCUCCGCCAAGCAAGGGUGGCAGCACCGUCGCACCCCCAGACAGCAGCGGCGUGAUGAAAGAGGGGGGACCAGGAAUCUUUCCCUCCCAUAACAAUUUAAAAAACAAGAACACCAACAUGUAUGUCAACCCAGGGGGAAACAAGUACCACAUGGGGAUGAACCCUCCCCAGCCGAUGCCCCCCCCAAGUGUGAGAAUGAACAGUUUCCCCCCCUGCCCAACGGGCCCAAAUAGCAUCGCCGUAGGAGGAAACAGCUUUCACAUGCAGGGAACAAAUCAGAUGAUGCACCCCCCACAUGGCACCGACAAUAACAACCCCAUGAUGUUUGACAUGACACCUGGAUUAAGCAGCGUGGACAAUUUCGCCACAAAUGUAAAACAAGACGAUGGAAUUUUUGUAGGCAAUUUUAGAGGUCCUCCUCCCCCGUAUGGUAGGCCCAUACCUACGCCGUACCAUAUGAGCGGUGGUGGCCAUAUGUUCCAGGGGGACGGGUACUGCCCUGGAGAACUGGGCAAAAGAGGACCCACAAAAGGGGACCACAAGAAUGAAGCAAAGGGCAGUGCUGUGACAUACAACAUAAAUGUAGACGGAAGGGAACGACUCCAAAAUGAUUACAACCAGAAUUUUAUAAACACAGGAGAAAGGCCACAAAAUUUUAUUAGAGACAGUGAUGAAAAUAAGCGAUUUGAUAAAUACCCUAAGCUGAAGCAGCUACUAGAAUUAAAAAAUGUAAUUAUAAAGAAGAGGUCUACCCCAGCAAGAUACAUAAAGUGUGACUUGAGGACAUUUGACUUGGGUACCUUGGGUACCAAAUUUGAUAUUAUCCUUAUCGACCCCCCAUGGAAAGAAUAUUACAACAGAAAAAUUCACAACCUAGGUUUACUAAACAGCAUGCAUAUAGAAAACUAUGAUUUGAAUGGAGACAUUAAUCACGAGAAGGAUAAGUUUUGGUCCCUGGAGGAUUUGGCUAGUUUAGAAAUUGAAAAAAUAGCUGAUGUCCCUUCGUUUCUUUUUAUUUGGUGUGGAAUUACCCACCUAGAGGAUGCUCGAACUCUGUUAAGCAAAUGGGGUUACCGUAGAUGUGAAGAUAUCUGUUGGUUGAAAACUAAUAUUAAGGAAACCAGCAAAAAAAUAAAAUACCUCAACGAAAUAAAUAAUGAAAAUUCAUACCUGCAGAGGACUACUGAACAUUGCUUGGUUGGUAUUAAGGGAGCCGUUAGACGUUCCCUCGAUAUUCAUUUUAUUCAUGCCAAUCUCGACACUGAUGUUAUUAUAGCAGAGGAAACAGAUGAAAAUAUUUACAAUAACAACAAGCCGGAGGAACUGUAUAAAAUAAUUGAAAAAUUUUGUCUCGGCAGGAGGAAGAUUGAGCUGUUUGGUACUAACAGGAAUAUCCGCAAUGGCUGGCUGACUUUGGGGAAAAAUUUGGACUCCACUUUGUUCAAUAAGGAAGAGUACACUGGGUGGUUCGAGGGGGACAUCGCUUGGCCCGAGGCCACUUCCUAUGUGGGUGGCAAGUACAUGGGCACCACCAACGAGAUUGAGAACCUGCGCCCCAAGUCUCCCCCGCGGAACACCACCUAG
This is a messenger RNA of Plasmodium fragile, 1941 nucleotides long. RefSeq lists its product as uncharacterized. Gene Ontology annotation, cellular component: RNA N6-methyladenosine methyltransferase complex; nucleus. Lineage: Eukaryota; Apicomplexa; Aconoidasida; Haemosporida; Plasmodiidae. Gene Ontology annotation, molecular function: methyltransferase activity; mRNA binding. The record is from RefSeq and is a predicted model, not a curated record. Bases 1 to 1941 code for a protein of 646 amino acids. The transcript has 2 exons.